UCGUCUGAGUUUAGUGAAAGCGGCGCCAGAGUUCUUAGGUGGGGUCAGAAAAUUCAAGUGAAAAAUCGCGGCCAUGGACUCUUCCCAGCCGCAGCAGCAGCAGCAGCAGCCGCAGCCGCCGCAGCAGCAACCUCAGCCUGUUGUCAAGAAGAAGGAGACGCGGGGCCGCAAGCCGAAGCCCAAGGACGAGAAGAAGGACGAGCAGCUUGCGAAGAAGAUGAAGGCUCAGCAUCAGCCCUCCGUCGACGAGCGCUACACUCAGUGGAAGUCUCUUGUUCCUGUUCUUUACGACUGGUUCGCCAACCACAAUCUCGUCUGGCCCUCUCUUUCUUGCCGGUGGGGUCCUCAGCUUGAGCAAGCGACGUAUAAGAACCGCCAGCGUCUUUAUCUUUCUGAACAGACUGAUGGUAGUGUUCCGAAUACACUGGUCAUUGCAAAUUGUGAAGUGGUGAAACCUAGGGUUGCAGCUGCAGAACACAUUUCUCAGUUCAAUGAAGAAGCUCGCUCUCCAUUUGUGAAGAAGUACAAGACUAUCAUACACCCUGGUGAGGUUAACAGAAUUAGGGAACUUCCCCAGAAUGCUAGAAUUGUUGCCACACACACGGAUAGUCCAGAUGUCCUCAUUUGGGAUGUUGAGGCUCAACCUAACCGUCAUGCUGUCCUUGGUGCCACAAAUUCUCGCCCAGAUUUGAUUCUGACUGGUCAUCAAGAAAAUGCAGAGUUUGCUCUAGCAAUGUGCCCCACUGAACCUUAUGUUCUCUCUGGAGGGAAGGACAAGUUAGUUGUUUUAUGGAGUAUCCAGGACCAUAUAACAACUUCGGCCACAGACCCUGCUGCUUCAAAAUCACCAGGAUCUGGUGGAUCUAUCAUAAAAAAGGCGGGAGAGACAAAUGAUAAAGCUUCUGAUGGGCCUUCUGUUGGGCCACGAGGAGUUUACCAUGGUCACGAGGAUACUGUUGAAGAUGUGACCUUCUGUCCAUCCAAUGCACAGGAGUUUUGCAGCGUGGGAGAUGACUCUUGUCUAAUAUUAUGGGAUGCCCGUGCUGGCUCUGGCCCAGCUGUUAAGGUUGAAAAAGCACAUAAUGCUGAUCUUCAUUGUGUUGAUUGGAAUCCUCAUGAUGAUAAUCUUAUCAUAACAGGGUCAGCAGAUAACUCUAUUCGUCUGUUUGAUCGUCGGAACCUCACUUCUAAUGGAGUUGGCUCGCCCAUCUAUAAAUUUGAGGGCCAUAAAGCAGCGGUUCUUUGUGUUCAGUGGUCUCCAGAUAAGUCAUCUGUCUUUGGAAGUUCCGCAGAGGACGGGCUGUUGAAUAUCUGGGAUUACGAUAAGGUUGGUAAAAAGACAGAGCGAGCAACAAGGACACCUGCUGCUCCCCCAGGCUUAUUUUUCCAGCAUGCUGGGCACAGGGAUAAGGUCGUUGACUUCCACUGGAAUGCAUCUGAUCCAUGGACUGUUGUCAGCGUGUCUGAUGAUUGUGAUACAACUGGUGGAGGAGGAACAUUGCAGAUAUGGCGUAUGAGUGAUUUGAUUUAUCGGCCAGAAGAUGAGGUGUUAGCUGAGCUUGAAAAAUUCAAAUCUCACGUAAUUGAAUGUGCUGCAAAGCCUUAGAGAGACCGUAAAGUUCGAUGCAGUAGAUUGUAGCGUAGUGGAAUUGGAACUCUAGUCUGUCUAUCUUCAGUGUUCUAUUCUUUCUUUUUCCCUUCUUUGCAACUGUGUGCAUGUAUUUGGAAUAUCCGGCGCAGGCUCUCUCUCUUCUAUUUAUAGAGUUUACAGUAUGUAGAAUGAAUAUGACUAUCUGGCACCAUCAAUGAAUUGAACGCUGUCGGUUCUCUGUAAUGCCUGUUGAAUGAACGUUUGAAAAUGGAUCAUUAUUAGUGUUUGGUAA
Messenger RNA from Momordica charantia (bitter melon), 1883 nucleotides. Its product is annotated as WD-40 repeat-containing protein MSI4. The record is from RefSeq and is a predicted model, not a curated record. Gene Ontology annotation, molecular function: protein binding. NCBI's taxonomy places the organism in Eukaryota, Viridiplantae, Streptophyta, Magnoliopsida, Cucurbitales, Cucurbitaceae.